This is a messenger RNA of Antrostomus carolinensis (chuck-will's-widow), 439 nucleotides long. RefSeq names its product V-type proton ATPase subunit d 1. Gene Ontology annotation, cellular component: proton-transporting V-type ATPase, V0 domain. The record is from RefSeq and is a predicted model, not a curated record. Gene Ontology annotation, molecular function: proton-transporting ATPase activity, rotational mechanism. The transcript has 3 exons. NCBI's taxonomy places the organism in Eukaryota, Metazoa, Chordata, Aves, Caprimulgiformes, Caprimulgidae. The annotation marks the transcript as partial. Gene Ontology annotation, biological process: proton transmembrane transport.
ACUUGAAACUGCACCUCCAGAGCACAGACUAUGGAAACUUCCUGGCCAAUGAAGCCUCCCCGCUCACCGUCUCAGUCAUAGAUGACAAGCUGAAGGAGAAGAUGGUGGUGGAGUUCCGUCACAUGAGGAACCAUGCCUAUGAGCCCCUGGCAAGUUUUCUGGACUUCAUCACGUACAGCUACAUGAUUGACAAUGUCAUUCUGCUCAUCACUGGGACUCUGCACCAGCGUUCCAUCUCUGAACUAGUGCCCAAGUGCCAUCCUCUGGGAAGUUUUGAGCAGAUGGAAGCCGUGAACAUUGCUCAGACACCUGCGGAGCUUUACAAUGCGAUCCUGGUGGACACUCCCCUGGCUGCUUUCUUCCAAGACUGCAUAUCUGAACAGGACCUGGACGAAAUGAACAUCGAAAUCAUUCGAAACACACUGUAUAAGGUAAAUGA